AUGGAUCCGGAGCCGCAUACGCCCAAAACAAGCGUCAUUCCUAGAGCUUGCCACAACUGUCGGAUCCGUAAGGUAUUCAUAAUUCUAUGUCCGAGUCCCCUGUCGUCAAUAGCCGGCCGAGACCUUCCGGACCUGAUCCGUCGCACGCGUUCCGCGCCAUCUCCUCCGCGCUCCCAUUCGCUUAGCAUUCGAAUGUUCACAAUCACCCAGCUGACGAGUAGGGUUCUAGACACGCUGCAAUCGAGAGUUGAGAGGGCCGAAAGGUACCGUCACAGCCCUGGUGCGCCGACAAUUCAUCAACUGCAUGAGAGAUUGAAAGCCGUCGAAGAAUCUCUCAGGAACCAAAAUGACCAGCACGCCAAUAGGGCGACAUCGAUCUCUACGCCAAAUACGAUCCCGACCAUUGAGGAUGAUGCAGUCUCACAUCACUGUCUGUGGGAAGACCACCACGUCUCGUACGAGGGCGAAUCUUCAUUCAGGCAACAAACUCUACUUGCAAGUCAGAUAGAGGAACUUCGACUUGAAGAGGCGCAGACCCCAGGCGUGAUUGACAAGCUUGCAACGUUACGAGGGAUAUGCCAACGACAAGAGACCCCCAUAGAAUCGCGAUCGAACCGGAAGAUUCGCCAGCCUCAUUCAACAAAAGGGGCAGAGUUGCAGCUUCCACCAUCUGAGUUUGUGAUUCGUCUUCUUCGGACUGUGAGCCAUCACUCCAUCUUGUUCCUAUUCUACGCAGUCGAAAAUCGCAUUCAAGUCGAAGAACUCUGUCGAAGGGUGUACUUCUCUGUAGAGCCAGUGACGAUUGGAGAAGUCACCUUGCUGAACGGCUUCUUGUCGGUGCUCCUCAGGGACAUCGACUUCGAGUCAAAUCCCGAAUUCAGUCCAGAAGAAGCCAACCGGCUGUACACCAUGUGCAACUCCAACUUCAAGGCUGGAGUCGAGACUUACGAAGUGAUGGCGGUACCUACAUUCGAGCAUACUCUCAUAUUAUCCAUAGCGUGUCUAAAGGCACAACAGGAUGGCAACUUGCCGCUACAAUGGAGCCUCAUGUCCGCUGCCGCCCGACACGUCCUAGCAUUAGGUUAUCAUCGAAGGGGGAAGUUGGCCGCGUUACCGAACCAAGAAGCGCGGCGGGCACGACGACUCUUCUGGCACGUAUACUUUGCAGACCGGGGAUUGACCCUCACACAAGGAAAAGCGCCAGUGAUACAAGACAUUGAUGUCGAUGUCGAGCCAUUCGAAAUCAUUCAAACGCCGGAGAGGAAGCCCUGGGAUACCUCAUUCUCCGCCUUCAUCGAAUUUGGGAGAAUACAAUGCAAGAUCUACGAAAAGCUUUACUCUCCUGCAGCAUCCCGCUCUACGGAGGAGGAGAGGCGGACCAUAGCAGUCCAUCUUGCAAAGCGCUUAUCGACGUGGUAUGAAUCAUGGCGCAGCGUCGACUAUUCCCUCGCAUACCGAGUAGAACUGUUUCACUCGAAUGCAGCCAGCGCCAUCACGGAGGAAUGCUUCGAGGCAGCUAGGAAAGGCUUGACCGCCCAUGCAACCGCAUACCCCCGGUCCGCUUCUGGAGGAUAUGCCUCUCUAUUCACUUAUGCCGUCUGGACACAGCUCUAUUCCUCAUAUACGCCAUACAUUAUCACAUUUCUCCACUGCAUCAGGACCUCGGACGAUCAAGACCUAAACCUGAUGCGCUCCUCCUUGGAGAUCAGCGAGCGCCUAAGUAGCUUGGUGGAAUCCUGCAAGAAGCAAUAUGAAUUAUGUCGGGCCCUGUACCGCAUAGCAGAGGCCUACAUCAAGGCGAAGAAGGGUGUCGCAUGUACCGCCGUACCGGCUGAGACUACCAUCACUCUACCCCUACAACAACCGACGUCUGAUAGCUGGCCCUGCUUCGAGUCAAAUCUGGAGGCGAACCCGUUCCCGGACCUGCACGUCGAUGACUGGAAUGGCUCUUACAUGGGACAGAUGUCAUUCACCUUGGAGAACCAUCUCGGAAAGGGCAAGUUCAAGGCCUCCUCCGAUAUUGCCUCCAAUUCGGUAACAUUAGUUGCAGGUCACAUAGGUUUGCCAGACAUUAUCGGGACCUAUCCAGACGAAUGGCCAGACUUAAAGGGAUGGGCUGGCGGCUCAUAG
Messenger RNA from Colletotrichum lupini, 2130 nucleotides. RefSeq lists its product as uncharacterized. The coding region runs from base 1 to 2130 and encodes 709 amino acids. Gene Ontology annotation, molecular function: DNA binding; zinc ion binding. The transcript is spliced from 10 exons. The record is from RefSeq and is a predicted model, not a curated record. Lineage: Eukaryota; Fungi; Ascomycota; Sordariomycetes; Glomerellales; Glomerellaceae. Gene Ontology annotation, biological process: DNA-templated transcription.